AUGACACCGGUGAACGUCACAAUCGCCGUUCUAGGGGCCACUGGAACCCAAGGUCGUGGUGUCGUGGCUGCACUGCUGAAGACGACCCAAGCAAACUUUUCUGUCAUUGCAUUGACACGCGACCUCAACUCUGAAGCCUCGCGUAGUCUCCUUGAUCGACAUCAUGGAGAUACCCGACUCAGUUUGAAAUCUGCAAACGCCUAUGACUUCAAUUCUUUAUUGCAGGCAUUUGAAGGUGUAUAUGGAGUGUUUGCUGUCACCAAUACGAGGUUGUCGGGUCAAAUCAUUCAAGACGAGGCCGACAUGAAACAUGAGUUGAUCGCCGGGCAGAAUAUAAUAAAUGCCGCAAAGAUCUGUCAAAUCAAGCACUUCGUCAUGAGCAGCCUGCCGAGUAUAAGUAAUGCUAGCAAUGGAAGAUUUUCUAAAGUUCUGCAUUUCGACCAGAAGCAUGAUAUCGAAGAAAUGGCCCAAAAAGAGCUUCCUGCUACAUUUGUACAUCCUGGUAUGUCAUCUCGAUCUGGGAGCCUUCGAAAUUCAAAAUUGACUAUCCUAGGGUUGUUUUACUCGAACUUAAAUUGGCCCCAGUAUUGUCUGACAAAGGAUGAAGAUGGAAUACUGCAUUUUGUGAGUCCUCUUUCCAAGGAGAAAAGGACUGGAUGGGUGGAUCCAUCUUACGACAUUGGAAUAUUUGUUGCAGGUAGUAGUCCCUUGUUAGAAUGCUUCAAUCGGCUUAUAUUUUGUCAAGGGCCAGACAAAACGGUUGCGAAGGUGUAUCCGGUUGUCGGCCCUCAAAUCUCCACUCGAGAGAUGAUAGAAACAUUUGAGGCUGCAACCUCUCGACGAGCCGUUGCGCAGCCUUCAACGAUCAAGGAGUGGGGAGAACGUGUAUCGUCAAGCGCUGGUGCGGGUUACCGUGAAGAUAUCGAACAAAUGAUGGAGUGGAUCAAUAUUGCACCAGAGGACAAGAUCUGCUUUGGUACCGUUGAUCCGGAGGAAGACCUUUCUUUGGUGGACCUUGGUGUUUGCGCAAGUUCUUUCCGCGAGUGGAUCGAACGGACAGGGUGGCAGGGACCUUGA
Molecule: messenger RNA, 1077 nt
Organism: Penicillium macrosclerotiorum
Lineage: Eukaryota; Fungi; Ascomycota; Eurotiomycetes; Eurotiales; Aspergillaceae
Exons: 4
Coding region: 1-1077 (358 amino acids)
Source: RefSeq, a predicted model, not a curated record